UUUUUUUUUUCUUGGGAGAAAACAAAACGGUCCCCUUAAAAAUCCGAGCUUCUGUUUGAUAACUUUCUCUAUUCGUCUCCUCCGAAUUUUCUUGGUCUGGACGACAACAUCAGGGAUUUCGAUCGCACGACCUUUGGGUGCAUUCUCAACUGUGAUGAAUCAUCUUAUUAGUAGGUCUAGUCCAGAAGUGAAUUCACUCGAUCAUUUUUGGGGUAGCUGUGCUGUUGACCAGACCAUGGACAGUAGAGUUAGCACCCAACCUAAAUAUCAACUGAAGCAAAUGGGGUAUCAAGAGAAGAAAGCAGCAGUCGAGGGAGAGAUGAACAGAAUGAACCGACUUCCUGCGAACAGCUCUUAUGCUGUUCAUCGCAUACGGGUCCUCAAUAAAAUACUGCAACUUUUGUCCAUUCAGAGAACUGCAUCACAGGAUGAGGAGUUGGAGUUGCUUUUUUCUGGGCUGUCUCUGUGAACCAGCCUGUCUAGGCAGUGGAUGUCAGAUCUUGGAUUCCUCUAUUCCUGUUAAAAAAGUGGUCAGGCCGUGUGCGCAAUGUACAAGAGUGGUGCACAGCCGUACGCUGAUGUUUAGUGGUUGUCAAUAUGUUUUAUAUCUAUGCGGCUAUGCCUAUAAACUUGCUCUGUAUGAUGUGGAUCGAUGAUCUGUAUCUUUGAUGAUCAAUUUGGCCUGUUUGGAGGAUUGGCCGCGCAGCCACCUACCAACCCUUAUGUUAGAACUUUGGAGGGUUGGCCACCCCGUUUUCAGUUUUUUUUUUGUCGAAGUAUAUUUUUAAUUUUGCAUGAUAUCAUAUAUUAAUGGACUUUUGGACUACCCACAUUAAUUUA
Molecule: messenger RNA, 840 nt
Organism: Juglans regia (Persian walnut)
Lineage: Eukaryota; Viridiplantae; Streptophyta; Magnoliopsida; Fagales; Juglandaceae
Exons: 4
Coding region: 155-469 (104 amino acids)
Source: RefSeq, a predicted model, not a curated record